AUGCCCAACCUACAAAUCUAUUUUAUUGCAUCAAUUUUGUUGGUUGCCUUUGUUACUCAAGCAACGACUUUGGCUGUGUUUAAAGGACCCUGUCCAAAUAACAUGACAUCUAUUGGAAACUUUGAUAUGAAGCGGUAUUUGGGUAAAUGGUAUUCACACUCCAUGUAUGCGUUGUUUUCGAAGAAAAUUCCCAAUUGCAAGUCCAUUGAGUUCAUACAGGAAAAGGAUGCUACCUAUACACUUACAAAUAAGGAAAUCAGCACCGUGACUCAUACACUGAAAACAAAAACAUACAAGAUAAAUAAUAUCGAUAGCACGAUUGGCAAGUUUGAUAUGGAAAUUAACGAAAAAGGCGACACUAGAAGCAUUGAGAUCUAUAUUUUAGACACGGAUUAUGAUAGCUUUGCUAUUCAGUUCAUGUGCUUCGAUUCCAAUAGCGUUUUCAACUUUCAGUGGGCUGUGAUCAAUACACGCAAGCGAAUACCAUCAGCAGAAACUAUAUUCACAGCUCAAAAGAUGGCCCAACUCUCAGGCAUAAAGAUAAGUAAAAUGAUUAAGGUAUUGCAGCAUGCCUGUCCGUCAGAUACUUAAAUGUAUAAAAAUCUAUAAACAAUUAUGCUAUUAUAAUAUUAUUCAGUUA
Drosophila innubila is the source of this 640-nucleotide messenger RNA. RefSeq names its product apolipoprotein D. NCBI's taxonomy places the organism in Eukaryota, Metazoa, Arthropoda, Insecta, Diptera, Drosophilidae. The transcript is spliced from 5 exons. The record is from RefSeq and is a predicted model, not a curated record. Bases 1 to 591 code for a protein of 196 amino acids.